Messenger RNA from Diversispora eburnea, 1788 nucleotides. The record is from the annotation of a GenBank genome assembly. Lineage: Eukaryota; Fungi; Glomeromycota; Glomeromycetes; Diversisporales; Diversisporaceae.
AUGUCCAACAACGGUGUUGGAGGUAGUAUUAGUGUUGGGGGGUAUUCAACUUCACCAUCGAAUUUAAAUACAACAAUGGCAAUGUGUCAGACGAUUAAUGACCUGAAUUCUCCUCCUCCCUCACGCAGUAGUCAAAGCUCUGAUUUAUUAGAACAAACAAUACAAAAAUCAUUCUCUAAUUGGUCGAUAUUAAAUGAAAGUUUUAGCAAUGGGCACAUUAUUACAUUGGACGAUUGUGGAGUAGCUUUGGAUCAAGUUAGAGAAACAUAUCGAAUUUUAUUAGAAAUGCCUGUAAAUAUUAUAAGGGCAAUGAUGAAAUCAAUUGAAACAAUAUUGAAACAAGAUAUUAAAUUUUUAAUGAUAAUCCUCGAGGUUUGCACCAAUCCACUUCUUUCUCAACAUAAUUUUCCUCAAGAGUCUCAAUAUCAUCAUAAUAUUGUAAAAAGAGUUUUUGGUUUAUUAUCUAAUUUGAGUAAUGAACUUCAUCACUUCUUGGUUAAUUGGUUUAUGCGGUAUUCAACGGCAAUAUUUCGAAAACGGGUAGAUCUUGUUAAUUCAUUUAUAAGCUAUAGACUUAAUAAACAACAACGAGUUGCAAAUACAGGAACUUAUGAAACGGAUUGGCGUGUUGGUUCUGCAGCACGUGUGAUGGCUUUGUUGUUUGCAGCGAAUAAACAACAAAAUAAAAUACCUUUAUCGGAAUUUUACAACACAUUUGUAGAUUAUUUUAUUCAAUUAAUAAACGAUUUUGAUACUUGGGAACAACGUUCCGGGUUGGUAUUCAUUUCUCCAUUGUAUAUUUCUGUUUCUAUGGGUGGGAAAAUGCAGAUAAUGGAAUAUGAUGCAAAACGACAAAUGGACUCAAAAGCGAAGGAAGCGUUCUUCACAAUACUUUUUCAAAAACGUGUCACCGCGCCACAUCUAAUAUUACGAAUUCGAAGGGACUUUUUAAUUGAAGAUUCAUUAAGUCAAAUUGCUGCUAAUGAAUUAGAACUUAAAAAAUCUUUACGAAUAGAGUUUAUUGAUGAAGAUGGAGUUGAUGCUGGUGGUUUACGAAAAGAAUGGUUCUUAUUAUUAGUACGACAUUUGUUUGAUCCACAAUUUGGAAUGUUCACAUGGGAUGAGGAUUCAAACUUAUGUUGGUUUAAUCCUACCAGCUUUGAAACAAGUGAUCAAUACUUUUUAGUUGGUGUAGUCAUAGGAUUGGCUAUAUAUAAUUCUACCAUUUUAGAUGUUCAUUUUCCUUUGGCUUGUUAUAAAAAAUUAUUUGGGGUACCUGUGGAUUUAGAAGAUUUAAAAGUAUUUCGUCCAGCAUUUGCUCGAGGAUUAGAACAACUUCUUACAUUUGAAGGUGAUGUGAGAACAACAUUUUGUCGAGAUUUUGUAGCUGAAUAUAAUGCAUAUGGUGAAGUGAAGAGAGUUCCUUUAAUACCCAAUGGAGAAAAUAUACCACUUACUGAGGCUAAUAGGAAAGCGAAACAAUUUGAUCCAUUUAAACGUGGUUUCACUCAAGUUUGUGGUGGUAAUGCAUUAUCGCUUUUUCAACCAGAAGAAAUUGAACUUUUAGUUCGAGGUAGUGCCGAACCACUUGAAAUUGAACAAUUACGAGCUGUUACGGUUUAUGAAGGAUUUCGAGAAAAUGAAGAAAGUAUUCAAAAUUUCUGGUCAAUCUUUAAACAAAUGGAUCCUCCGAUGCAACGUAAAUUACUUACAUUUGUUACGGGUACUGAUAGAAUUCCUGCUACAGGAUUUAGAAGAAAAAUUGAAGGAAGCUAUAAUGGGAAGUGA